GGUGGUUCUAAAAGUGGUUCUAAAAUUCGUGGAUUAAUUAACUCAAUGAGAUACUUUAUAUUUUAAUUAUCACUUGCACUUUCACAAUCGAUAAAAGACUAUAAACUAUAUCAGUUCGUAUGUCCUUCUCUUUCGCGCUAAUUGCGGUAUUGGCUGUCCCCCUCGCGAUGGGAGUCUUUUACCACAAGGACCCCCCCUAAAUUUCGCCGGAUUUUAUGCGAGUAUAUAAAACAAUACUCGAGCGGUUUCGAUUUCGAAUUCGAUUAUUCAAUGAAAGUUACGCAAUUGCGGAGAACGUGUUGAAUAUUAUAUCUUUCGGUUAUUCCAUCCGAGUGUGCGUCGGUAUGACCGGUAAAUUAGCGCUAUAUUUCGCCGUAUUCUUCGUAAUUCGAGCUGAAAAUGCGGAGAAGAAAUGGAGUUGGGGCGGUGAAGAUAGAGAGAAAGGAAGAAGCGAUGUCUUGAGCGAAGAGGCUUCAGGAAGAUACGCAGUCAUCGAAAACGAUGAUUACUACCCAUCAGGAGGAUCAUCUUUCGGGCAAUACAAUCCCAAUCACAAUCCCGGAAUAAGCAGGCCCCCCAACGUCCCCAUCAAUGGAAUCUACGACGCCAACAACCAAUUAUACGGCGCCGGGCACAGCCAGUACCGUCCCGGCGCUUUCUCUGGGCCUUCGCCCUUCGGACAACCCGGGGGCCCCUUCAAAGAGUUCGAUCGAUGCAAAUGCACCGAAAGAUUCAACUGCAACAGCCCCGGGAUUUCAUACGGCCACUGCGACGUGGGCAAGCGGUACUGUUGCUAUUCGACGAGCGAAAGGGGCCAAGCGGGGGGGCCGCUGCCUUCCAGGCCGGUGCAUUCGAUAGAAAACGGAGUUUUGGUGGGGCCCGGGGGUCCGGCGGGAGGCGGUCACUUCCAGCGACCUUCGGGGGACUUCGGGGGGCCCGUCAGGCCGGGGGGUUACAGGCCGAAUCGGCCGCCCGGUGGAGGUGGAUUCGGAUUAGGAGGUCAGAACGUGUACGGUCCAGAAAACGGGAUUUUGGUGGGUCCAGGUGCCAAUAGGCCGAAUUUCGGAAUAUACGCCAGAACUGCCGCCGAUAAAAAUGAUUAAUUCGAUCUCAACGUGAAUAAUUUAUACCACCCGAUGAUUGGGUAUUUUGUUAAGAGUUGGAGAAG
Phyllotreta striolata is the source of this 1168-nucleotide messenger RNA. The record is from the annotation of a GenBank genome assembly. NCBI's taxonomy places the organism in Eukaryota, Metazoa, Arthropoda, Insecta, Coleoptera, Chrysomelidae.